Molecule: messenger RNA, 2501 nt
Organism: Lolium perenne
Lineage: Eukaryota; Viridiplantae; Streptophyta; Magnoliopsida; Poales; Poaceae
Biological process (GO): sesquiterpene biosynthetic process
Molecular function (GO): cyclase activity
Source: RefSeq, a predicted model, not a curated record
UUGGCGGCCGAAGUCGUAGCGUGAAGCCGUGAAUGAAAUCGAGGCGGGCGGUAACGGUGAGCCCCGUCGCCGUGAACGGCCAUGUUGACUGACUCUGCCUUCCAUUCCAUCGCACAUGGCCCCCAACAACAGCUGAGUUGAGGCUGCGAACCAAACCUUCCGUUCGUCCGCGCUGUCUCGCUCGCCCCACAGCCUAGCCACGGCAGCCGACACCGCGCGCGGCGGCGGCGCCGGGAGGAAGAAGCCAAGAAUCUCGCCCUUUGCUUGCGCGCCAGAACUGGGUGGCCAAUAAUAUGUACCUCCAUAUACAAAAUCAUACAAGACAGCAAAAAUUCAUGUGGAACAUGGAGCUUCAGCUCUGAAAGUUAAGUACUUGCCCUUAUCUUGUGAAAUAAGAUUUGAAGAAGUUCAAGUUGCUUAUACGGAGUACUAUCAAACGGCUUCUUACUGAAUAAAAUGGCCCUUAAUGGUAAUGGAAAUCUCAAAGCUGAUACUCAAGCAGUAGAAUCAAGAACAUCUGAAAGUGAACCUGAAGCCACAGGCGUCAAUAGUAUUUCCACUCAGGAUGUUUCACGACAGGGAAAUGAGCGGAGUGGGUUUCUGAAUUUUGUGAACCGCUUUACUGGUCCCAAUUUAAGGAAGCUGGGUCAUAACCCUUCAGUCAAGUUUCGACAGCUCACUCUUGCGCGGGAUGAGUUUUCACGUUCUAUCCAUUCUGAUAACCAUGGUAAUCACGAGCAUUUCCAUUUAAUCAGGAAAAUUAACUGGGGCCACCUGUGGGUAAUGGGCAAGGAAUGGAUAAGGCAGCCUAUGAACAUGGCCCUUUUUGCUUGGAUUGCUUGUGUUGCUGUAUCUGGUGCAAUACUCUUCAUGGUUAUGACUGGAAUGUUGAAUCACGCUUUGCCUAGCAAACCACUAAGAGAUACCUGGUUUGAAGUGAACAACCAAAUAUUGAAUGCAUUAUUCACACUCAUGUGCCUUUAUCAACACCCGAUGCGGAUCUAUAACUUUGUGCUCUUAUGUCGAUGGGACCAAAAGGACAUUCUAAGGCUUAGGAAAGUAUACUGCAAAAAUGGGACAUAUAAGCCUAAUGAGUGGAUGCACAUGAUGGUGGUGGUGGUCCUUCUUAAUUUGAACUGCUUUGGCCAGUAUGCCUUGUGUGGUCUCAACAUAGGAUACCGCAGAUCAGAAAGGCCUCCUAUCGGUGUCGCUGUGUCUAUUUCUGUUGCAAUUGGCGCUGCGGCAUUCGCCAGUGUGUAUAAUAUUGUCAGUCCUCUUGGGAAGGAUUAUGACCCAGAUGAAGAACUGAGAGAAGCGGAUCCAGAAGCACAAUCCGUGGUCACCUCAACUGAAGGCACCAAGCCAGCAACUUCAGGGAGCUCGCUUGAGAGGAGAUACUCUUUUCUUCAGAGCGAAGAACGCCGUUUCGUAGAGAGUAGGCCUGAGUGGGUCGGUGGACUCGCAGAUUUCUGGGAUGGUAUAACUCUUGCAUACUUGUCGAUUUUCUGCAGUUGUUGCGUUUUCGGGUGGAAUGUGCAGAGGCUUGGGUUCGGCAACAUGUACGUCCAUAUUGCAACAUUUCUGCUGUUUUGCGCAGCUCCCUUCUUCAUCUUCAAUAUGGCAGCUAUCAAUAUUAACAAUGAAACCCUGCGAGAAGCACUCGGGCUCACUGGAGUUGCACUUUGCUUUUUCGGUCUACUGUAUGGUGGCUUUUGGAGAAUACAGAUGAGGAAGAGAUUUAACCUCCCCGGGAACACCUUUUGCUGCCGUAAUCCUGAUGUCACAGAUUGUUUCCAGUGGCUGUGCUGUUGUUCGUGUUCUCUAGCUCAGGAGGUGAGAACUGCUGAUUAUUAUGAUAUUGCAGAGGAAAGGUCAUACAGAGGACAAGCAACCGAGGAAAGUCAGCGUGUGAUGUCACCAUUACGUCGUGAAGAUGGUUUGCCACUUUUCAAGUCAACCCCUGCUUCGCCGUACAGGAGUAGCACACCAAGUCGAUCAAUUUUCAUUAUGGAGAGUCCAUCAGCUCCACGGAGGUCAUCCGGUGCAACCCCUCUUGGCGGUUCACCGACAACAGGCGACAGGGCAAUGCAGGCGCCUGCUCCAUCUGUUUUACACAGAGAAGGUGGAGAUGGAUCAUAGCAUGUGGCGACCCAACAAGGCACGCAUCGCGAGUCUACUCAGUCUAUGGAGAGGAACCUGUAUAUUUGUUGUAAAGGGGAAAAAAAAGUUACCAUGUGUUGCAUUUUCAUCUUGCGGCUGAUUUUCCAGUGUGCAAUCACUCCUCCUCAAGAGAUGUACAGAAGUAUCCAAUUCUGCUCUGUUCUGUAUUCUUUUAGAUUUCUGGAGUGCAGACUUCUCUUUUGAGGUGAAACGGCGUCAGUGGUAUAUGUAUGUUUAGUAUUUGGCUGGAGAGUUGAUCUGUUGAUGGCUAACAACUGGAUGUGACGCUGCCAUCAGUCUCUUUCAGCACUUGCAAUAGUAACAGUAACUUUGUUGUCUAA